This is a messenger RNA of Darwinula stevensoni, 3034 nucleotides long. NCBI's taxonomy places the organism in Eukaryota, Metazoa, Arthropoda, Ostracoda, Podocopida, Darwinulidae. The record is from the annotation of a GenBank genome assembly.
CCGCAGUCCUGCUGGAGGCGCGUAGUCGAGAUCGUUUCGAGCUCGUUUUUGUCGCUGCUCUGCAACCACUGAAUUAGCGAGGUUAAAGCUGGAAUGUCCAAGUUGCAUGCUCACUUAGAGCUUGGAACCGGAUUCUUAUGCUGACUUUUGCCGGUCUCCAAGGGAUCCAGAUAUGGUGAAGCCGACUGUUAAGGCGAAACGAAGUGACAAACAGAAGUCGGAGCCGUCAAAGGGACAGACCCGCAUUUCUAGCUUCUUUGGCCGAAAUGCCCAGAAUGAGGAGAAUCGCUGUCUCCCUGAGACACCUCCCAAGCCAAUCACGUUUGAGAAGCCUCAAGAAAUGAGCCCUGAUCUGUUUGCUUCAGUCUCAAAUACACCCCAAGAACCUUUGCAAUGGUCUCCUGAUUUUGCUGCUGAAACCCCCACGAGAGCCAAUACCAAGAAUGAUUGUGAUCCUGAGCUAGUCUCAAUCAAACCUCAACCGAUGAGACUAAUGAAAAGGCCUGCAACAAAGGGCACUGGCAUUUCCCCAAAUCCUAAGAAGGAGGUCAGCAACUCCAAGUUCACCAUGAGGAAUGUGGAAGUGAGCCAUGUGCGGCGGUGCCUGACCCCCAAAAAGGAAGACAGAAAGAUGCUUCUGAAGGAGCUAGAGGCACAGUUUAUUCCAGAGACAACAGGAAAAUCCUUAGGAGACUGGUUUCCGAAGGAGGAGGAAACUGACAAUGACCUACUUGAAGAGUUUCUUAACAUGUCCCCUUUCAAGGAUGUCACGAAUAACAGGCGAGAUCUCAGCAGCAAGAAAGCAUCAGAAAUAGAGAAACGUUUGCCACAGAAGUAUCACAGAUGUACCGUGGUUGAAGUGGAUCGAUCUGAGUACCCAAAGUCUGUUCGUCUGCUUCUGAGACCAGAAAAUGAGACACAGCUCCAGGUCUGCAUCUUGAGGAGCUUCUGGAUGGAAACUCCCCUAAAGGAAGGGGACACAGUGAACGUGGAAUGCCAAGAUACAGAGGAGUGGGUCAUUGAUGGGACUCAGGGCCUCUUGGUCCUCCAUCCAGACUGUCUGAUGUCCGGCACAUCGGUCGUUGCAGGCGUCUUCUGUCGGCGGAAAGCCGUCUUGAAUGAGCUCUUCAAGGGAUAUGACCCUCCUAACAAGCAUAUGGUCAUUGGCUCUCUUCUUCACCAAGUCUUUCAGAAGGCCAUGAAGGAGAGAGUGAGUGAUGAGAACAUGCUGAGGAGAAGCAUCGAAGAGGCAGUGAAGGAACCCGACAUCCUAUCUCAACUGUAUGCCAUCUCCUACUCUGUGAGCACAUUGAUGGAGGAAGCUGAGGCUUACAUCCAACCCAUGUCCAAGUGGAUCCAGAAGCAUUGCCGUCCAAAUGACACACUACAGGUGCUGGAGGUGCAGGACAUUGAGGAAAACAUCUGGAGUCCCCGCUUUGGGGUGAAGGGGAAGGUUGAUCUUACGGUUGAAGUUAAAAUCCAUGGCAAGAAGAAGGUGUUGCCAUUGGAGCUGAAGACAGGGAAGGCAUCAUUCUCAGCAGAACACAAAGGUCAGGUGACGCUGUAUUCCAUGAUGAUGGCUGAACGACGCAAUGAUCCUGAAGGAGGAAUUCUCCUCUAUCUGAAGGAUGGGUCAAUGGAGAUGGUGAGUGGUGGGGAAAAGGAGAAGCAAGGCCUAAUGCAGCUGCGGAAUGACCUUGCAUCCCAUCUGAACCAGAAGCCCAUAGUUGAUGGGGAGGGAUCCCAUCACACACUGCCGACUCUGCCUCCAGUCAUCAGCCACCCACGGGCAUGCCCGUCUUGCCCCCAGCUUCUCCCCUGUUCCAUCUAUCAGCAAUCUGUGGAGAAAUUCAUUCCAGCACCCCCUCAUCCUAUGUCUGACCUGGUGCCCCAAGCCAUAGGUCACUUGAAACCAGAAGACUUUGCUUUUGCCACAAGGUGGUUCCUCCUGUGUGCUCUCGAGGAUCAGGCCGAACGGGAUUCCUCCCAGAUGCACUCCUUGUGGAUGCCUCAUUGCUCCAAGGAGAAGGAGGGACCAGGCCUCCAGAAUCUGAGUCUCAAGUCUUCAAAGCCAAGUUCCUUGCUCAGCCACAUUCACGUGUUUGAGUCGCAAAUGUCUCUUGAGACCGUGGAUCAGGUUUCUGUUGGAGAUGGUGUCAUUGUCAGCACUCAGGAUGGCAUGUUUCUGGCCGUCUCCAUGGGGACAAUCACGGAUCUCUUGCCGCACUCCAUCGUCAUCAAUCUCGACAAAGACCUAUUAGCUCUGAAGGAGCUGAACGGAAAGCAAUUUCGAGCAGAUAAGCAGGAGUUCCUGGGCUCCACAAGGGGGAUCUGUCUGUCAAAUCUUAUGCGCCUCAUGGAGAAUGACCCAGUUUCCACCAAUCUCAGACAAUUCAUCAUCCACAAGUAUGCAUUAUUCUGUUUCAUCUUGAUGGGAAAUUCUAUGAGGUCGAGGAAAGGGAAGGGGUUGAAGAAGGAAAUCGCCACAAAGUGUCGGGACCUGCUCCGGGGCCUGAACGAGCCGCAGCAGAGGGCUGUCCUCCAUUCCCUCCUGGUGGAGGACUUUCUGCUCAUUAAGGGAAUGCCUGGCACAGGGAAGACGUGGACGAUCGUGACGCUGGUGAACGUGUGCGUGCGCCUGGGCCAGACCGUCCUCUUGACGAGCUACACGCACUCGGCGGUGGACAACAUCCUCCUGAAGCUCCUCGGCUCGGUGGAGUUCCUGCGGCUGGGGCGGGCGUCCCGCGUGCACCCCCAGGUCCUCCCGCACUCCGAGGCCGUUCUCGCGUCCUCGUUGUCCACGCUCGAGGAACUCGAGCGCCUCUACAUGUCCAAGCCCGUGGUGGCGACGACCUGCCUGGGCGUCCGGCACCCGCUGCUCACGCGCCGCACCUUCGACGUGUGCAUCGUGGACGAGGCGGCGCAGACACUGGAGCUGGCGGCGCUGGGCCCGCUCUUCAGUGCCCGGAAGUUCGUUCUCGUGGGGGACUCGGACCAGCUGCCGCCGGUGGUCAAGUCCCACCAGGCGCGGUGA